Messenger RNA from Lasiodiplodia theobromae, 1113 nucleotides. RefSeq names its product Aspartate-semialdehyde dehydrogenase. NCBI's taxonomy places the organism in Eukaryota, Fungi, Ascomycota, Dothideomycetes, Botryosphaeriales, Botryosphaeriaceae. Gene Ontology annotation, biological process: L-threonine biosynthetic process. Gene Ontology annotation, molecular function: NADP binding; protein dimerization activity; aspartate-semialdehyde dehydrogenase (NADP+) activity. The coding region runs from base 1 to 1113 and encodes 370 amino acids. The transcript is spliced from 3 exons. The record is from RefSeq and is a predicted model, not a curated record.
AUGGACGCCCAGAACUUCACCUCACUCAACCGCAAUUUCCCUAAGAAGAAGUGCGGUGUGCUCGGCGCAACGGGCUCCGUCGGCCAGCGCUUCAUCCUGCUCCUCGCCCUCCACCCCCACUUCACUCUGCACGCCGUUGGUGCUUCGGAGCGCUCUGCCGGCAAGAAGUACAGGGAUGCUGUCAAGUGGAAGCAGGCCCUGCCCAUGUCCAAGGAGCUGGGUGAGCUGGUCGUGAAGAAGUGCACGCCCGAGGAGUUCGCCGAUUGUGAUCUGGUCUUCUCUGGCCUGGACAGCGAUGUCGCGGGCGAUGUCGAAAUGGCUUUCCUUAGAGCCAACCUGGCCGUCUUCUCCAACGCGAAGAACUACCGCCGCGAUCCGCUCGUGCCGCUCGUCGUUCCCACCGUCAACCUGAACCACCUGUCGGUGCUGGACCACCAGCGCCAGCACCACGGCCUACAAAAGGGCUUCCUCGUCUGCAACUCCAACUGCGCCGUCAUCGGCCUAGUCAUCCCGUUCGCGGCGCUGCAGGCGCGCUUCGGCCCCGUGAGUGAGGUCAGCGUAGUGACGAUGCAAGCCGUGUCGGGCGCUGGCUACCCGGGCGUCAGCAGCAUGGACAUCAUCGACAACGUCGUUCCCUUCAUCUCGGGCGAGGAGGAUAAGCUGGAGACGGAGGCGCAGAAGAUCCUCGGUGCCGUCAAUGCUGACGCCACCGGCUUCGAGGACCAGCCGCUUAAGGUCUCGGCCGCGUGCAACCGCGUGCCUGUGCUCGACGGCCAUACGGCCUGCGUCUCGCUCAGAUUCGCCCGCCGCCCCGCCCCCAGCGCCGAGGAGGUCAAGCAGGCCUUGCGCGAGUACGUGUCCGAGGCCCAGCAGUUGGGCUGUCCCUCGGCGCCGCAGAAUGCUAUCGUCGUCAUGGACGAGGCCGACAGGCCCCAGCCAAGGCUGGACAGGGAGACCGAUCGCGGCUACGCUGUUAGCGUUGGUAGGGUGCGGGAGGAUGAGAGCGGCAUCUUUGACAUCAAGUUCGUCGCGCUGAGCCACAACACUGUCAUCGGUGCUGCCGGCUCGUCCAUCCUGAACGCCGAGGCUGCGGUGCUUAAGGGCUAUGCUUAA